Molecule: messenger RNA, 2274 nt
Organism: Penicillium bovifimosum
Lineage: Eukaryota; Fungi; Ascomycota; Eurotiomycetes; Eurotiales; Aspergillaceae
Gene: gpi10
Product: putative glycosylphosphatidylinositol-alpha 1,2 mannosyltransferase
Exons: 6
Coding region: 1-2274 (757 amino acids)
Biological process (GO): GPI anchor biosynthetic process
Cellular component (GO): endoplasmic reticulum membrane
Molecular function (GO): alpha-1,2-mannosyltransferase activity
Source: RefSeq, a predicted model, not a curated record
AUGCGCAAUGUACGAGGGAAUGAAAAAGGACCUGCAACUAUCUCAGCCUUGAUCAUGUCUACUCCUAGUACUCCUAGUUCACCACGUCGCCGCGCGCCUCAAUACGACCCCCCACCAACUCGAAAGGUCCUCCUCUACCUCAUCGCCUUUCGUCUGGUCAACGCUUUCGUCCUUCGGACCUUUUUCCAACCCGAUGAAUACUUCCAGUCACUGGAACCAGCUUGGCAGACCGCGUUCGGUCAGGACCAAGGGGCCUGGGUGACAUGGGAAUGGCGACACCAACUACGAUCCUCUCUACAUCCUCUCUUCUUCGCCGCUCUUUAUAAAGCCGCUGAUUUCUUCGCCUCCGCUCUCGACGUCUCCCCCGCCGCGCGCGCCGAGCUUCUGAUUGCCGCUCCGAAGAUAGCGCAAGCCGUUGUGGCGGCAAUCGGCGAUUUCUACACUUGGAAGCUCGCUAUUCGCGUCUAUGGAAACGAUUCCCGUGGAUCAUGGGCAACGCUGGCCGCGACAGUCCUGAAUCCUUGGCAAUGGUUCUGCUCGACUAGGACGCUGUCAAACUGUGCGGAGACGACGAUUACCAUUGUUGCCCUAGAGCUAUGGCCAUGGAAAUGGUCGGUAGCCUCUACAACCGACGGUAGCCGUGACAAGGGCACUGGCAGUCAAAAGAGAGGCACGGAUUCUGAUCGGAGGGUGGUAUCUCGCCUUCAUCGAUGUCUGCCGCUGGCGGCGCUCGCGUGCAUCUUGCGGCCGACUAAUCUCCUCAUUUGGAUAACUUUGGCCAGUUUUGCUUGGCUUCGGACUUCUUGGGCCCAGCGCAGAGUCCUAAUUGGUGACGCUGUGGUUUGCGGGUCGGCAGUCCUCGCAGUAUCUUCCAUCGCGGACCGUCUGUUCUAUGGAUUCUGGACGUUCCCGCCGCUCAGGUUCUUGUACUUCAAUAUCGCGCAGUCACUGGCUGUCUUCUAUGGCAGUAAUGACUGGCACUACUACAUCUCACAGGGCUAUCCGCUCUUACUCACCACGCUGUUGCCUUUUGCAGUUUGGGGCUUAUACCGAACCUUGACUACGCACUCCCAGGUGGGUGACAGAGUACAGGUGGCAAUCCGAGUGCAAUUGGCGACAGUCUGCCUCGUAAUGCCAUUAGUCCUCUCUUUGAUCUCACACAAGGAGGUGCGCUUCAUUUACCCACUGUUGCCCUCUCUGCACAUCCUAGCCGCGCCGCCUUUGGUGCAAUAUUUCUACCCAGCCUUCAAUCCGCUGGCAUACCCACGUGAAACCCCGCGCAGAUUGAUUCUCAUUUUUGCCGUGCUCGUGAACGUGUUUAUUGCGGUGUACACCACUGUCUACCAUGCAUCAGGACCCCUUAGUGUUCUCUCCUACCUCCGCGUUCAACACAACGUCCACUCGGCACCAACAAACAAAGCAUCAAACACAGUCUCCGAGACCGGCAUCACUGCAGGCUUCUUGAUGCCUUGCCACAGUACUCCCUGGCGUUCCCACCUAGUCUACCCAUCAAUAAACGCCUGGGCCCUCUCCUGCGAGCCACCAAUCGACCUCAACGCAACCCAAAAAGCCCUAUACCUCGACGAAGCCGACCAAUUCUACAACGACCCAUCCCAAUUCCUGCACCAGAACAUGGCCGGUGGACUACGCCAUCUUCCCCGAAGACCCAGCUACUCCACCCCCGCCUACUCCCACUUAUCCAAGCCCCCCAACCAACCCGCCCAACACGAAUGGCCCGACUACCUCAUCUUCUUCGCCCAACUCGAACCAACCCUCCGUCCCCUCCUCCGCGGCUCCUCCUACGGCGAAUGCUGGCGCACCUUCAACACUGCCUGGCACGACGACUGGCGCCGUCGCGGCGACAUCGUAGUCUGGUGUCUCGACACCUCCGAGCAAGACUCCUGGCGCUCUGAGACCCAGCGCCGAGUGCAGCAAUCUCGCGACAGGCAAUUUGAUCGGAUUGUCGAAUCCUUCAAGAAAGAGGCUCACGUCCCCACGCGCGGAUGGAACGCCCUCGUCUCUUCUAUGCCUUGGUCUUCGACUCCUUCGACCUCGACGCUGCAGUCGUGGCAACGCUCGGUGCAGUCGUUUUUCGCCCCGGCACCGAAAUCGUCCAUUUACUGGCCUUGGCGGCGCCGCUCGCGUUGGGAGAAUUUCCUGGCUAGGCUGUCGCCGAGGAAAACAAGUUGGGUCCCUUCUUGGGUUGGGGAUUGGGUUCCUGGGUGGUUGCAGGGUCGUAAGAGGCGGCCUACGGAAGCGGAGCUUUGGUCUUGA